CAUGGUGGUACCAACUUUCUAUACACCCAUUCUUCUCUGUUCCAGUGUGGUUCAAGAAGAAACUUUUCUUCUCCCUCUCUCUCUGUCUCUGUUCAUUACUUCACGCAUAUAUUCCUUCAAAUUCAUUCUACUUUUUCUUAUCCAAUCAAUCAAGGUACCCUCCAUCUCUUCCCUUUCGCACAUUCUUUGAUCCUUUUUUUUCUUCACGCCAACUCUCUUCUGGGUUUCUGUCAUCUUCAGAUUCUCAUCAGAACUUCGUUACUAUUAUGUUUUUAUUCCUUAUUGGUGUUUGGUUGCUGAGAAACUCCCAGAAAAUAACCACUGUUCCCAUGUAUUGAUCCUCUGUUUGUUCACAACAUUUUUUUUUUGUAUGUGUGUGUAGAGUCUAGAUAGAAACUCAGAGUAUUGACCCACUUCUGAAUUUUCUUUGGUUUUUUGGUCCUUCAUUGGAAAAACCAAAAAAGACUAGUCUUUUUUGGGUCUGGGUAUGGUAUUCUUCUUCUUUUCUUGAUAAUACAAUAUUUUCCUUAAUUUUUUAUUUUAUUUUUUUGUGAAAAGUUACUUUGUUAAGAGUGGUGGAAAAUGUUGGGGACGGCUUUGCAAUUUGGAGGUGUUCGUGGUGAUGAUCACUUUUACAUUCCGGUGAAGGCAAGGAAGAACCAGAAUCAGCGUAAACUGGUUCAAAGAGAGAAGGGUGGUGAAACUGAGAGUGCUGAUUCAAUCUCAGAGAGGGAACUUAUUGCUUCUGAGAAUGGGAAUCCCAAGGAGUCUUCAUACUUGUUGAGCAAACCAUCUUCUUGCUCUUCUGUAGAGCCUACUAGCAACAUUGAUCGGUUUCUGGGGUCCACAACUCCUUUAGUCCCAGCUCAAUAUUUAGCUAAGACAACAAUGAGAGGUUGGAAGACUUGUGAUGUAGAGUAUCAAUCUUACUUUGCCCUAAAUGAUCUCUGGGAAUCGUUUAAGGAGUGGAGUGUAUAUGGAGCAGGAGUCCCUCUGGUACUUGAUCAAAGACAAUCUGUUGUCCAAUACUAUGUUCCUUAUUUGUCAGCUAUUCAGCUAUAUGGUCAAUCAGACAGGAAGUCAAAUACUAAGUCAAGGUACACCAGUGAAGACAGCGAUGGUGAUUAUUACAGAGAUUCAAGUAGUGAUGGAAGCAGUGACAGUGAAGUUGGAAAAAGGACUGAACUUUUUGUAGCGCAAGGAAAUGGUCAACAUUAUAAAGGUGACGUUUGGAUUCAAAUGAGCAGGCUAUCUGUACAUGAUAAGCGCAAUAGAAUGCAAGAGGGAUUUUCUAGCGAUGAUAGUGAAACUGGGAAUUCUCAAGAUCUUCUUUUUGAGUAUUUUGAUCACGAUCCUCCUUAUAGUCGUGAACCAUUGACUGACAAGAUACUUGAUCUUGCACGGCACUAUCCUAGCCUCAAGUCACUGAGAAGUUGUGAUUUAUUGCCAGUUAGUUGGAUGUCUGUAGCAUGGUAUCCUAUAUAUCGAAUACCCACUGGUCCAACAUUAAAAGAUUUAGAUGCCUGCUUUCUUACAUACCAUACACUGCAUACACCCUUGACAGGAAAUGGAGGUACCCAGGGUCCAAUUUUGGUUUAUCCAAAAGACGUGGAUGGUGUACCAAAGAUUUCCUUACCAACUUUUGCAAUGGCUUCCUACAAGUUAAAGGGGUCUAUAUGGACACAAAAUGGAGUUAGAGAGAGUCAACUAGCAAAUUCUCUCUUGCAGGAUGCAGAUAACUGGUUACGGCAGCUUCAAGUGAAUCACCCAGAUUAUCAGUUCUUCAAAUCACAUGGCACAUACCACAGGUGAACCAAAUGAGAUAACAUGUCAUUACGUUCUGAUGGCUAAAGCUGUUAGCCUUAAAUUUCUGUGUUCAUUGCUCAAUUCAAACUUGGUAUGGUCCAUCCAUCAAUAGAGAAUGAUGGGUUUGGCACUUCUAAUGUGGAUUCCUCUUCCUGUUACCCAAGCUUAAGCAGCACAAAAGAUGAGCUGGUCUCAAGUCAAGAGUGAAAUAGAGAUUGCUAAAGUGAAAAAAAAAAAAAGAAAAAAAGAAAAGAAAAGAAAGAAGAGAUGGAUAAAGUGAAAAUAAAAGAAAGAAAAGGGGUUUUGUGUGGAGAAACACUGUCACAUAAGUGUAAAAUUCUUAUGGAUGGGAAGAUAAAGCAGAACAUGCAACAAAAAAGGUUUUCAGGGAAGAAUAUGUGAGAUUAAGCUAGAUGUUCCCAGACUUUUGAGCUAAAAUAACGAUUGAGUUUUCAGUCUAAAUAUAUACUGUAGUUAUGUUAUGUUGUGAUUUAGAAAAGAAUUGAUGGAAUAUGACAAGGUACUAUUGUGGAUCCAAGUAAGUGUAUCUGGUGAACACCUUGUUACAUGGGCUGAACAAUAGUUUACCAUUUUAAAAGAAGUGUUGUAUUCUCGAGAUGUUAAUCAUAAGCUCUAUCAAAGUUGCAGUAUUUGGACAAGUAUGAA
Vigna radiata var. radiata (mung bean) is the source of this 2472-nucleotide messenger RNA. RefSeq lists its product as uncharacterized. The coding region runs from base 583 to 1812 and encodes 409 amino acids. The transcript is spliced from 6 exons. The record is from RefSeq and is a predicted model, not a curated record. NCBI's taxonomy places the organism in Eukaryota, Viridiplantae, Streptophyta, Magnoliopsida, Fabales, Fabaceae.